This is a messenger RNA of Lolium rigidum, 375 nucleotides long. RefSeq names its product auxin-responsive protein SAUR36-like. Lineage: Eukaryota; Viridiplantae; Streptophyta; Magnoliopsida; Poales; Poaceae. Bases 1 to 375 code for a protein of 124 amino acids. Gene Ontology annotation, biological process: response to auxin. The transcript has a single exon. The record is from RefSeq and is a predicted model, not a curated record.
AUGUGCAACGUGAUCACGAUCGCGUCGGCGGCCUGGCUGCGCCGAGCCGUGCGGCGGUGGCGCGCCUGCGGCACCGCGUCAGCGGAGGUGCCGGCAGGGCACGUGGCGGUGUGCGGAGAGGGCGCGCGGUUCGUGGUGCGGCUGGCACACCUAGGCCACCCGGCCUUCUUAGAGCUGCUCAGGCAGGCGGAGGAGGAGUACGGCUUCCCGCCUAGCGCAUCCGGCCCGGUCGCGCUCCCCUGCGACGUGGACCGCCUCCGCGACGUCCUGAGCCGCGUCUCCUCUUCUUCCGACAGCGACUACGAGGAGCGCCGCCGAGGCGGGGAGUCGAGGCCGCUGCUGAAGGGUGUGGCCGGGGAGAAGCUCGUCUUCUGA